AUGAUGUUGUAUAGUGGAAACGAUUUAAAUGAUACACAAAAUAAUAUAAAUAAGAGAAAUCAGAGGUUCGGAAUAUAUUCAGCAACUUCAGCAGCGAGUCUAUCGACAUCGACAGGAAAUCAACAUCAUCAGACAUAUACAGAUAGCGGUGAGCUGGAUUGGGAUUCAAUGACGAUCAAAGGAACCAGUACUGACCUAGAGAAGCCAUACCUCAGAUUGACAUCGGCACCGGAUCCAUCGACCGUCAGACCCGAACCAACGUUACGAAAGACAUUCGAUCAUCUCAAACGCCACUGGAAAGACAAACAAGACUACACCUAUAUCUGUGAGCAAUUCAGAUCGAUGCGACAAGACAUGCGAGUACAAAACAUCAAGAAUCAAUUCUCAAUCGAUGUCUAUGAAGCUCAUGCAAGAUUAGCAAUGGAAAAUGGAGAUUUAGGACAAUUCAAUCAAUGUCAAACACAACUUUUCGAACUAUAUAAGAUUCCAGGAAAUAAAGGUAAAGUAGCAGAGUUUUUCGCUUAUAGAAUAUUAUAUUGUAUCUUUCAGAAUAAUAGCACAGAUAUGACAAAAACAUUUUCAGAGUUAACACAAGAUUUGGCAGCACAAGAAUGUGUAAAGUAUGCAUUGAAGAUUAGAGCAGCAUUCUAUGACAACAACUUUAUAAGAUACUUUAAAUUGUGUCAGAGUACUUUUAAUAUGGAGAACUAUAUAUUGGAUAAGAUAUCACCAAGAAUCAGAAUAACUGCACUUCAAGUUAUGACCAAGGCUGUUAGACCAACUAUUUUAUUGGAACAAAUCACACCAUUGGGAUUCGCAAAUGAUAAAGAGGCUCGUGAGUAUUUAGAAAAGCAUUCAUUUAAAUUUACUGAUAAGAACAAGACUGAAUUUGAUACCAAGUUAAACCAUCCGAUCGCUAUGAAAAUGGAACAACCUGUUAUCAAUGUAAUUACAAAUGAUAAAUUUUAA
Molecule: messenger RNA, 969 nt
Organism: Heterostelium album PN500
Lineage: Eukaryota; Evosea; Eumycetozoa; Acytosteliales; Acytosteliaceae
Exons: 4
Coding region: 1-969 (322 amino acids)
Cellular component (GO): nucleus
Source: RefSeq, a predicted model, not a curated record